Molecule: messenger RNA, 2857 nt
Organism: Hibiscus syriacus
Lineage: Eukaryota; Viridiplantae; Streptophyta; Magnoliopsida; Malvales; Malvaceae
Product: potassium channel KAT3-like
Exons: 11
Coding region: 469-2703 (744 amino acids)
Biological process (GO): transmembrane transport; potassium ion transport
Cellular component (GO): membrane
Molecular function (GO): voltage-gated potassium channel activity; protein binding
Source: RefSeq, a predicted model, not a curated record
UACCUUCAUUCAAUAUUCAAACCUCUCUCUAUUUCUUCUCCUUUUCUCUCGCCGUUCCUCUUUUCUCUCCCAUCCUUCUCUCUCUCUUAGAGAUUUCAUUGCUGCGACUGACAACCACAUUGCUGAUCACCCAUGUCUGCCACUUCCAGCGCUUGCCAUUUUCGUGGUCUUUUUCCUUCCUCUUGUCAUAUUUUCUUGCUCCAUCAAUUUUCUAGAAACAAGAUGGCAAAUUUGACUCACUUGUCCAACUUUAGCUUCCUCUCUUAGUGACGUUUUAGCUGUUCAAGCUUGCAUGCCCUUGUUAAACAUUUCAGGAGCAAAUUGAUAUAAAGGUGUUAGGAAAACUAAACCCGUGUCCGUCUUCACAUGCUUGCUAUAUAUAAACCAUUCCUUUGAGACAACGUUGCCAGAAGUUUAAUAGCCUCCUCUUGUAAGUCUAGCUGUAGCCUUGAGGAUUCAAACAACUAGAUGUCAUUUUCCUGUACCAAAAACUUCUUCCAGCGGUUCUGUAAUGAUGAAUUUCAAAUGGACAAUGAUAUUCGUGGCAGUUUCUUCUCAAGUGAUCUCCUUCCAUCACUUGGGGCCAGAAUUAACCAGACAACGAAGCUACGUCGAUACAUCAUUUCCCCUUUCAAUCCUCACUAUAGGGCCUGGGAGAUGUGGCUGGUUGUUCUAGUCGUUUACUCUGCCUGGAUCUGUCCAUUCGAGUUUGCAUUCUUAACUUAUAAGAAAGAUGCACUUUUCAUUAUAGACAACAUUGUCAAUGGCUUCUUUGCCGUUGACAUCGUUCUCACCUUCUUUGUUGCAUACCUCGAUAGCCAAUCAUACCUCCUUGUUGAUGAUCCCAAGAAGAUUGCUACAAGGUACAUAACUACCUGGUUUGCCUUCGAUGUAUGUUCCACCACUCCAUUUCAGUCUCUCAGCGUUAUGUUCACAGAUCAUGGUAGUGAACUAGGGCUCAGGCUACUCAACAUGCUCAGACUCUGGCGUUUGCGACGAGUCAGUUCCCUGUUUGCAAGACUUGAGAAAGACAUCCGCUUCAACUACUUCUGGACUCGGUGCACCAAGCUCAUUUCUGUGACCCUAUUUACAGUACAUUGUGCUGGAUGCUUUAACUAUUUGAUUGCAGAAAGAUACCCUGAUCCUUCGAAAACCUGGAUUGGUGCAGUAUACCCCAAUUUCAAAGAACAGGGUCUCUGGGACAGAUAUAUAACUUCAAUUUACUGGUCCAUCACAACGCUUACUACAACUGGUUAUGGGGAUUUGCAUGCUGAGAAUCCAAGAGAGAUGUUAUUUGAUAUCUUUUACAUGCUGUUUAAUUUGGGAUUAACAGCUUAUCUCAUCGGGAACAUGACAAACCUCGUAGUUCACUGGACAAGCCGGACCCGUAAUUUUAGGGAUACAAUUAGAGCUGCUUCAGAAUUUGCAACACGCAAUCAAUUACUCUCCCGCAUACAAGAUCAAAUGCUUUCACACAUAUGCUUAAGAUUCAAAACAGAAGGAUUGAAACAGCAAGAGACCUUGAAUAGUUUGCCAAAAGCCAUUCGCUCUAGCAUUGCACAGUAUCUCUUCUUCCACAUUGUGCAGAAAGUCUACCUCUUCCAAGGAGUUUCUCAUGACUUCCUGUUUCAGUUGGUGACAGAAAUGGAUACCGAAUAUUUCCCACCCAAAGAAGAUGUCAUUCUGCAGUAUGAAGCCCCAACAGAUCUCUAUAUACUUGUCUCGGGAGCAGUUAACUUAAUCUCCCAUGCUGAUGGGAAAGAUCAGGUUAUCGGAAAGUUAGCAGCAGGUGACAUGUUUGGAGAGAUUGGAGUUCUAUGUUAUAGGCCACAGCCAUACACCGUAAGGACCACAAAGCUUUGUCAGAUACUACGAUUGAAUGGAACUUCACUGAUGAGCAGCAUACAAGUAAAUAUGGAAGCUGGGAAUGUCAUUAUGCGUAAUUUUUACAUGAAAUUGAAUGGUCUAGAGGGCGGCAGCUUUGACCAGCUCAAUGUAGGAGCAGUAAGAGGUAGUUGUUCGGACACUGGAUUUGAAGAGCAACCACAGAGAUAUGCAUCAAACAAAGAAGCAAUAGACAUAGAUUUCUUGGGAUCAAAUGCUAUAGAGAAGAAUCAAACAAGUAGAUAUUCAGAUAAUGGAAUUUCAACAACAGAGAAUGACCAAACAGCUCUCCAUGAUGCUGUUCGCAAGGGGCACAUUGAAAUGGUUAAGAUUUUGCUUGAAGGAGGAGAAAGUGUAAAUAAACUAGAUGCAAGAGGAAGGACACCAAAAGCAUUGGCAGAGCACCAAGAAAACAAGAGCAUAUAUGAUCUCUUACUGAGUUAUGAAAACAAAAGAAAGAAAGAUGAACAUAUGAUAGAGAUUAUUGGGCCAGAAACAACCGACGACCCUAAGAAUAGUCAGAGCAAACAUAGAAGUGAGACUCAAAAUUUCUUCAAACCGCACAAUUAUUAUAAAGAGGUAACAAUAACGACCAAGAAAAGAGUUACUAUUCACAUGCAGUUCCAGAGCAGCAGUGCGUCAAGUAGACAACUUGGAAAGUUGAUACUCCUACCGGAUUCAAUACAAGAGCUGCUCAGAGUGGCUGGUGAGAAGUUUGGAUGCUACACAUAUAAGAAAGUUGUUAAUGCUGAGAAUGCCGAAAUAGAUGAUAUAGAUGUCAUUCGGGAUGGUGAUCAUCUGUUUCUCCUUCAAAAAUGAAGGUGAAAAUGUUCGUUCAGUGUGACCUGAUGAUAAUAAAUGGCCACUCAUUCGUUAUAGAUGCACAGCUUGUAACCUUGAGGCAGUGCCAAUGAUAAUAAAAUACAAAAAAAAAAAAAAACAGGAUCAGUUGAUUUGGGAGUCACGAUCGCAA